This is a messenger RNA of Varroa destructor (honeybee mite), 4383 nucleotides long. RefSeq lists its product as uncharacterized. The record is from RefSeq and is a predicted model, not a curated record. Gene Ontology annotation, molecular function: oxidoreductase activity. Lineage: Eukaryota; Metazoa; Arthropoda; Arachnida; Mesostigmata; Varroidae.
AUGGCAGAUCCCAAGUUAGCACCCGGCAAAGACAAGACUGAAGACAAAACCAAGCCUAAAAAAGACAACGGACAAUUUAAAAAAUAUGGUCAUCUUGAGUUGGAUGGAUCGUUCACGGCACAGCAACCCAGAAACAUCAAAUUGGCAGCUGAUGCACGGAAGAUUGACAUGUCAAUUGAACAGAUUAAACUUGAACCUGCGUCUAAAAGACUCAGCCAUCAGGAAUCACAAGGUCAUCUUGACAGCAAGCCUGAUCGAACGGAGAUGCGAUCUUCGACCUUAGGUUCAAACGGCGCAAGGAAAGAAGCAGUGGAAGUGGAACCCGCAGGUUCGAAACCGGUUUCGCAAAGGCUCAUAUCUCCAGUAGUGGCCUCCACUAAUAAGCAAGAACAGCCAGAUGAUUCAGCUGGGAAGAAAAAAAAAGUUAAAGGACAACCGAAGUUGGAAGAUCAGCAGCAGCAGCAGCAACAACGGAUUCCAUUGAAAACGGAAAUUGAGGAUAUCGCCAAGGGACAUAAAAUCGGUGAACGUCACCCAAAAGCAUACCUAGAAAAACCGGCCUGGCCGAAACUGAUAGAGGGCAUUCCUGCAAAUAACGAGAAAGAAGUUAAGCCAGGACGCGUUAUCGUGCCACAAGCAGACUUGGACAAGCCUCUCGUCGAUGACGUGGAUGUUUUAGCGCCGAUAGCUAACAGCAAACGUGUGCGAAAACGACCGUCAGGACAGGGCUCUCCGAAGAAACAGGAUGUUGUAAAAAAUCAAAAGGUACCUGUGGGCAAAGUCAGUUCCGAACAGCCUUCUUCACUUGCGGGGCGUCCCAUAUCAGCAGACACACUGAAGCAUUUUACGGUGAAUGGGGUGAAGCAUCCUGCCACUAAGGCGUUGGAGCAGUCAGUACUUAAAACGCCGGGGCGUCGUCGGCGCCGAAGGGUGCAAACGCAAGGUAUUGGUUUUCUACAUGGAUUCCUGUUCUCUUUGAUAUUCAUAUCCGUCCUGGCAUUCUACUACCCCAAAUACUUACCAGCACGACUGAGAGGGGACACGAUCGAACCAGACGAGGAUGACACAGAUACAAGAAUAAUACCACCCCAUUCUCCUUCACUAAAUACGCCGAACGGACUGCCAGUUAUUGUGGUCGGAGGAGGAUUAAGCGGCCUUAGCGCUGCCCGCCAGCUGAUGAAGAUGGGUCGAGAGUUCCUAGUUAUCGAGGCUAGAGAUCGAGUCGGUGGUACGAUUCGUUCACAGGAGUUUAAAGGAUUUGGAAUUAUGGAUUACGGGGGCUCGUAUAUAGGCCCAAACCAGACACAUAUUCGGAGAGUCAUUGAAGAGCUGGCUCUUGGAGGCUUACUCUACAAGGUUUACGACAAAGACAAAGAUGUCUACUUUGUUAGGGGAAAGCGAUACGUGACUGAACAGAAGUUCCGGCCUAAGUUUGCUAACUCAACGGUGGAGAAAGAUGUACUCACGUUUUUCUCACUAUUUGAAAAGUACGCGGCAGAAGUUCCUCUUGAAAAACCUUGGGAGGCUCCUAGAGCUCAUGAAUGGGAUUAUCAAACGGUGAAACAAUUCAUUGUGGAGAAUUGCAAAACCAAUGAGUGUCGUGACCUCGGAACCUGGUAUAUUCAAGUUAAUAUGGCCUGCGAACCAUUUGAAAUUUCUCUUCUAUAUGCAUUAUGGAUUGCUCGACAAUCCGAAGGACUGGAACAUCUAACGGCAGUUACCGGUGGCGCACAAGAAAUGAAGCUCCUUGGGGGUAUGCAGAAACUUCCUGAAGCGAUGGCCGCCUCUCUUAAAUGGCGCGUGAAACUGAAAUGUCCUGUAGUGUCGAUAACACACGGUUCAACUGCCGUCCACGUUGUAUGUGAAGAUGGCAGGAACUUUAUGGGAUCGCAUGCAAUAUUAGCCAUGUCUCCACAUUUGAUGACGAAGAUUCAUUUUCGACCCUCUGUUGGGUCCCACAGGAUUCAACUUCAGCAGAGGAUGCCCAUGGGCUCCGCUUGGAAAGUUCAGCUUUACUACAAGGAGACGUUCUGGAGGUCGAUGGGCUUCUCUGGAGCUAUCGAAAUAAUGUCCGAUCAAGAAGACUACGUGACGUCGAUACUUGACGACAGCAAACCUGAUUGUAGCUGUCCAUCUCUGACCGGAUUCGUCGUUGGCGACAAAGCCCGUAAAUUUCUCAAUGAAAAAUGGGAAACGCGGCGAGACAACUUUGUUACGACCAUUGCCAAAGCAUUCAAUUCAACACUUGCUUACAAUUUUACUAAAUACGAAGAACACAACUGGAUGAACGACGAAUAUUCAGGCGGUUGUUAUUCAAGUUUGAUGCCGCCAGGUGUAUUAACCACUUUUAAAAGCGUUCUGAGCGACCCAAUUGGACAGAUUCAUUACGCCGGAAGCGAUACGGCGACGGAAUGGUUGGGCUUCAUGAGUGGGGCAAUUAUGGCUGGCGAACGAGCCGCCAAGGAAAUCAUCAUAAGCGAAGGUGGUAAAGACAGCCCCACGAUGUCGCAAUAAUGACCUUUUCAUAGUAAACGAAAUGACCACUUACUCUGGGUGAGACAACAGGAUACACUGGGUUCUCAACAGCAACAGCAAUUGUGCGUCGUAAGUUCACAGAGCAUUCGGAGACUAGACACGGUGUUCACGUGCGGAUGUGUUUCGAAAGACCAUAAAGCUGGCCAUAUACAUAUUUGGGUGAACAAAUCAAACAUUUUCGAUACAACAAGUUGAAAUAAAAUUUUACGUUUUCAAUUUUGAAUAUUUUCACUUUAGUCAGCGGGCGUUUGGUAAAAUGGACCUGUUUGAUAAAGCCUAAAAAAGUUGGAUAACUUAAGCACCUUUAUGCACCUUACGCGGCGUCAUCCAAUACGCCGACAGAUAUGUGUGGUGAAAUGUCCGUUUUGUCGAGCGCAGUCGCGUCGAAAAUACGUUCGAGGGACCAUACGAGCGCGCCAUCUAUAUCAUUAGCAUUUUCUGUGCUUCUAUACCUCUUAAAUACCGCGGUAACACCAUGUUCUAUUCUGGGUUAUUUUGAUCUCGACUGCCAACUACUACAUGAUGCGCGUGAUAAAAUAUUAGAAAAGCUGUAUAGCAACCAUAAACACCUGAUCAGAUGCCACGUUCCAAGCAAACGGCACUGCGAAGUAAAUCGAGCCUGCAAGACGCUUGAGACUUCAGCAUUCCAUGUCUUGUGAUCUACUCAUCAAGCUGAAGGUACGAGAGGUUACCACCAGAGGAACACAAAGGACGAAAGAAGGGUAAUCCUUGUCGAAUGUGAUGGUUGCUGAUACACUCGACGAUGUACGAUUUUACCUAUUCAAUACACUAAUUGCUAAAGCGCAGAUCAAUCUGCGCAGAUGAAGCAGUUGGAAAAAAGAGUAACACGACUGUUUCAAGCUGAUUUUUUUAUGAUUUCAAUUGUGUGAAUCGUAUGAAAUAUUAUGUAGCAUCAUUAUCCACUUCCAGUUAGUUCAUAACUGAUAGCUUGAAUAUAAAUAUAUAGUGUAAAUGAUACUAAAAAGAGAACGGGUAUGUUUAAUGUAUAUCGCACAUUUUAAUUUGACUGUAAAACUCUUCGAUCAAAUACUAUAAUGCGAAUAAUUGUAUUCGUUGUACGGCGGUUGUUCCUUUGUCUUGAUGACCCCUGGCGUCAGAAUACAUUUUUCGCAGGUAAGGGACAACCGCUGGCCGAUCUAUAAACAUGCUUUUAAAUUCUCUAUGCGGAACUUGACUAGUAAACUAAUCGCUGGUCUAUGAUCCGUGCACUACCAACUAUCGUACCCUAUUAAUGUAAUAAUUCAUUAAAUAAUUUAUUUCGGAGGUAGCGAGACACUCUAGGAUUGGUCAGGUUACAUCGGCAUGGAGCGCUAAUGGUUGGAGAACGAACAGAUGAACAUUUGCUCGUAUAGCUACAUAUUAUUUUGAAGAUGGGUCAAAAUUAAACUUGACUCCGAACUGAAUUAGUGGCCCUUGGCAUUUAGUCACAGAUCAAUGCGACUGAUUCGACUAAUAUUUAUUCGUUAAUGAUUUUAUGGGGUUACUUCGUAUUCGAUAAUCAUAGUUGUUAUUGUUCAGAUUCAUAACAAACGAGAAACUGUAUGUUUUAAAAUUUGAUUUGUUGAGGAAUUAAUUUACCACGUAUCGUAGUCGUGCAUAAAUCGCGUUUCAACGUUAUGCACAAAAUCAUUGGACCAGCAUUUGAAUAAAGUUAAUCGGGUAACUUUCACAAAUUGCAAUUAUCAACUAUUGUUUUCAAAAUUAAUGGUUUUAGUACUACUGACUCCAAACACGAAACAAGCGUGUCUAUUUCAAAAUGUUAGCUUUUUAAUUCAGGAUUAUUAAAAAGUUCAGCUUUUGGUCCAGGAGAGACUCUAUGCUUAAAAC